Molecule: messenger RNA, 1807 nt
Organism: Effrenium voratum
Lineage: Eukaryota; Dinophyceae; Suessiales; Symbiodiniaceae
Source: the annotation of a GenBank genome assembly
AGCUUUUCGGCCCAACAAAUUUAGCUUGGCUUUGUCUCUAACUUUAUCUUAGGCCCGAAUGCGCCGCAUCCAUACUAUUGCAGCGCACAUCAAUGGACAUGAUGAUGAGCCGCUGUGGGUAGGAUUAAUGGAUGCUGGUCACAACCCGGUUGCAAAGCCACGGUAUGGUUGCCGCUGUUCAGCAGACAAGUGGCAAUACGUGUGCACCUGCUAUCCCUGCCUGCGCAAAGCUGGGAGAGAGGAGGAUUUUGAUUGGACACCUUCGGCAAUUUUGGCAGAGCCCGAGAAGAUUCCACCGCAAUGGAGGAGCAAAGCGAGCCUGCAGCCCGUGAGUUGCAGCUCUGAUUUGCCGAGACCCUCACCUCCGAUUCAAGAAGAUCUUCAGCAGAUGGAGGCUGCUGGCAUGACAAGGUUCAGGCUGGGCAAGGAUGGUGCGAUUGGCCCUCUGGCCCCAUCUGCGCAUCCUCGCUUCGGAGGAAUUUCUACUUUCGCUAGGCUCCCGCAACUGCAUGAGGUGCGCACGAUACAGCCCAGUUCCAAAGCGACUCUACGACUGCGAUUCGCACAGGGGGCAGAGGCCGCAGGGACCACAGUCACUUUGGGCGAGCAGUCUGCCAGCGUCCAACCUGGCGCGGAGACCUGCUUGUCGGUGGCACCAGAGGACGGGACUUUGCAGGUGGAGGUGGCGGGAACGCAGUUCAAGCUUGGUCUAUGGACAUUGCCUCAUGACCGCUGGCAUUGUGAGAGAUUUCUCCUAUCUGACAAGGCAGUCGAGUUCGAUCUUUUUCUAGACCGGCAGUUCAAGCAAAUAGAUAUUGCUCUUAUCGGUGUUCCGUUUGAUUCAGGAUGUAGCUUCAGGCCUGGAGCGCGAUUUGGGCCUGAAGCGAUCAGAAGCAAUUCCCGUCUUAUCCGGCCGUACAUGAUCGCCCAGCAGCAGCGUCCGUUGGUAGAUCGGCAAGUGGUGGACACGGGAGAUGUGAUUCCAACACCAUUCAACAUCAAGCAGGCAGUAGACACAAUCUACCAAGCCUGCAAGCACAGGCUGCAGAUAGCCAAGCGGUUGGUUGUGAUCGGGGGAGACCAUACCCUUAGCUAUCCCUCCAUCAAAGCCGUGGCUGAGAAAUAUGGUCGAGUCGUACUGGUGCACUUUGAUUCGCAUUUGGACACCUUCCCUCCCCUAUUCGGUCAGGACGUGUGGCAUGGAGCGCCAUUCCGCAAUUGCUGGGAGGAGGAUCUUCUAGCAAAAGAUGGCUCCACCCACGUCGGGAUUCGCGCCACAACUUACUCUGCUGAAGACUUCCAUGAGUCGGAUCAGAUGGGGAUUGCGACAUUGACAGCUGAGGAUGUCCAUGAAUAUGGAUCUCAAGCUUGCGUUGAUACUAUUUGGCGCCGUUGGAAGAAAUCCGGAGGAGAGCACCAGUCUACCUCUCUGUGGAUAUUGAUGUCUUGGAUCCAUCUGUUGCGCCAGGCACUGGCACACCAGAAUAUGGUGGAUUGCUGGCACACCAGCUGCUCCAGAUCAUCAGAGGUCUUCGGGGUCUACCCAUUGUGGCAGCUGAUGUUGUGGAGGUUGCACCCGCCUACGAUCAUGCAGGAAUCACUGCCAUGGCUGCAGCUAACAUCCUUCUGGAGCAGAUUGGGCUGAUCAGCAGUUGCAUGACGUCAGACGGAUUUGACAAAGCAAAUCCAUGAGGCCAAUCGUUUUGACAAUAGGCUAGGCCGUUGUGGGUUUAGGUCCCUCCGAAAGUGGACUCGGACCUCGUGGUUGUCAAAAAUGGCAACAGCGCUCUAUGUCACAGAUCAUGCA